This is a messenger RNA of Coregonus sp. 'balchen', 2890 nucleotides long. NCBI's taxonomy places the organism in Eukaryota, Metazoa, Chordata, Actinopteri, Salmoniformes, Salmonidae. The record is from the annotation of a GenBank genome assembly.
AUGAUGGAGAAACUGAACCCCCCUUCUGCCUCCCCCCCCUCUGACCCCCUAUCGGAGUCUGAACGACUGAGCCCUCAGCAGGCCCCCUCACCGGCUUCACUGGACGCUAGCAGCCCACUGCCGAUGAAUGAACCAGGGAGUCCGGGAGACAGGUUUGUCCCAACUGGCCCCCCUGCCUCCCCUCCUCCACCUCCAGAGCCCCCUACCAAGUUGCUCGACCACCCUGCCGCCACCAACAUCGAACCUGAGCCACCUGUCGCCAUGGAAACAAACAACGCCAAGGGAGGAGGUCUCAUUCAUUCCUCUCCGACAGCCCCCUCCUCCUCUCCGCCUCCCCUUCUCCCUGCCCCAGUGUCUACAUCCACUACCCCUGCCGUCCCCCCCCCAUCCUCCUCCUCCUCUUCUUCCUCCUUUUCCUCCAUUGCCCCCAUCCCUCCCCACAUCCCUGUUAUUAGUCUGGGACACAGUAAACCCCCCCACCCCCUCUCCCUCCCCAGUAACACCCCUCUUACCACCCUGCACCCCAUCCCCACCCACCCCUACCACCAUGACCCCCACCACCACGGGGGCAUUCGCCUCACCCAGCUCACCUCCCUGUCAGGGACCAGACCAGGGGCCCUAGCGACCCCCUCUCAGGGCCCCCUGCUGCCCCACCAGUACCUGCCAUCACACCAUUUCUUCAACAGGUGAUAGGGAAAUGUUUCAUAUUCAUAUUAUACUGCAUUAUCCAGUGGAGGCUGCUGAGGAGAGGACGGCUCAUAAUAAUGGCUGGAAUGGAGUCAAUGGAAUGGUAUCAAACACAUCAAACACGUGGUUUCAAUGUGUUUGAUGCCAUUCCAUUUACUCCAUUCCAGCCAUUAUUAUGAGCCGUCCUCCCCUCAGCAGCCUCCACUUGCAUUAUCAAAUUUCAUGUUGCGACUGGCUUUCUGAUACUGUAUGGCCAACUGUUUCACUAUAACUGACAGUUUCACUACUACAACUGACAGUUUAUAUCAUAGAUUUCUCUUUCUGUUUUUCCUAACCCGUAAUCCUAACCUCUUACUAAACUAGAACUACGGUACUUCCCCAUAGAGCCCAAUUUCCAACAAUCACUAUGAUGAAAUAUCCUUCUUCUUCAUUUUCAGCAGGAACAUUGUUCUAUUUUAGCAGCAUGUCUCUGCCAGUGUCAGCUGGUUACAAACCCUAAUGAGACAUAGCCUGCUGACAGCCUGCAUACUCAAUCAACAUCCCAAACAUAAUUACCAUACAGAUAGCUUUGGUCGCAUUCUCUCCCUCAGUCAAUUUGAAACGUUUUUGCCAUUUGAAAACCAUUUAACAAUUUGAAAACCAUUUAAAAUAUGAUUACUCCCCUGAAUAGCAUGGUUUGUACUUUUAAAGUUGUAUUAUUUUAUUGCUUGGAUAAUUGUAUUUGUUAUCUUUCAUUUCCAAUGCACCCUCUCUCACAUUCCUCCCUCUUUGGAAGUCACUUUAAUAAUAUGUAAUAAUGUUUACAUACUGUUUUACUCAUUUCAUUUGUAUAUACUGUAUUCUAGUCAAGUCCACCCUAUUCAACUAAUGCUGUACAUAUACUAUUCUUCAGAUAUACUAUAUAUUCUAUCCACAUACUGUCCAUAUUGUCUAUACAUCCCAUCACAUCUAUAUAUAUAUAUAUACAAAUAUUUAUAUUCCGGACUCCAACAUUGCUUGUCCUAAUAUUUAUAUAUUUCUUAAUUCCAAGAUUCAUGUGUAUUGUGUGUAUUGUUAGAUACUACUGCACUAUUGGAGAUAGGAACACAAGCAUUUUGCUACACCCGCAAUAACAUCUGCUAAAUAUGUGUAUGCCACCAAUAAAUUUGAUUUGAUUUGAUUUGAUUCUCUCCUUCUCUCUCUCAGUUCUCAUCUUGGUCCCUCUGGUAACUAUGGAAUCUUUACCAGUAGAAGCAUCAAGAGACGGCCCUCCUCACACUAUGAGUUAGAUCUCAAUGAUGGUAAAUAGAAGCUAUCCUGGUGUGACUGUCCAUGGACUACUGAUCAAAACCAGCAUAUGAUAAAUUAAUCAGAUACAGUAUAUGUAGUGUAUGUAUGUACAUAUUCACCACAGGAGGCUACUGAGGGGAGGACGGCUCAUAAUAAUGGUCGGAACAGAGCAAAUGGAAUUGCAUCCUGGAAACCAUGUAUUUGAUGUAUAUGAUACCACUCCACUGAUUCUGCUCCAGUCAUUACCACGAGCCCAUCCUCCCCAAUUAAGGUGCCACCAACCUCCUGUGAUAUACACUGAGUAUACCAAACAUUAGGAACACCUUCCUAAUAUUAAGUUGCGUGUAUGUACAUGUGCAUACUGGUACGUAUGUGUAUUUAAUGAACUGUGCCUGUGUAUCCUCAUCCAGUGGGCCCUCCUCAGAAGCUGGCGAGGCGUGUGUUCACCAACAGCCGGGAGCGCUGGCGCCAGCAGAACGUCAACGGGGCCUUCUCAGACCUCCGCAGGCUCAUCCCCACCCACCCUCCGGACAAGAAGCUCUCCAAGAAUGAGAUCCUCCGCCUUGCCAUGAAGUACAUCGACUUCCUUGUCACCCUGCUCAACGACCAGUCCCAAGACAAAGCCAGGGGCUCGCCUGAUGUGGAGACCCAGGAUGAGAGGGCCGAAGCUGGGUUGAAUAACAAGGAUAUGCACCCACUUUUCCAGGGUGACACUCCCUCUUCAACUAUAGCCCACCACGACAGAGGAAACUCCACAGACUCAUCGGUCAUCGUCUUGGCAACUUCCCCGACCUCCAGUUGCUAUAGCAACACAGACAGCGAGGAGAGCCUGGGGGGCGGGACUAAGAGCUCAAUGGUGGUGCCGCGGGGCAUUCCGGAAAAGGUCAAAGCUCAGAUUCGGACUGUGGUGACACUCGUCAGCGACCAGCGGUGA